CCGAACUCUUUCUCCCCCACAUUCUCUAAUUCUACUGUUAAAAUACACAAUCUGGGAUUAUCAGAAUUUUCACUAAACACAUUUCCUGGAACAACUCCAUGGCUCUCAAUCUCCGCCACAAACAGAUGGAAUGUGUAAUCCGGAUGCUGAACCUAAACCAACCUCUGAAUCCAAACGAGGAAUGUUACAAAGCCCUGAUCUACGACGGUUUCGGUGAGAAGAUCAUCGCUCCACUGAUGCAAGUGAAAGAUCUUCUUAAACAAGGCGGCGUUACACUUCCCUUGCGCAUCGAUAAAAAAGUACGAUCACCUGUUCCUGAUGCAGCAGCCGUCUACUUUAUCCAACCAUCUCCGUCCAAUAUCGAUAAAAUCAUCGCUGAUGCUUCCAGAUCUCUCUACCAUACCUAUCACCUCAAUUUCUCGUCUCGUAUCCCUCGUCCUCUCCUCGAGAAUCUAGCUUCGGGGACUCUGAAGAACUCAGGUUCCGUUGCGAGAUUCGCGUCGGUGCAUGAUCAGUAUCUGGAGUUUGUGACUUUGGAAGAUAACAUGUUUUCGCUUGCUCAGGACUCUGUUUAUCUUCAGUUGAAUGAUCCAUCAGCUGGAGAUAGAGAGAUCGAGGAGAUUAUUGAAAAGGUCUCUAAUGGGUUAUUCUGUGUAUUGACAACGCUUGGUGUGGUUCCUGUGAUACGAUGUCCUCGUGGUGGACCAGCGGAGAUGGUUGCUUCUUCGUUGGAUCAGAAACUUAGGGAUCAGCUUCAGUCCAAGAACAAUCUGUUUACCGAAGGUGGUGGAGGCGGUUUCAUGAGUUCGUUUCAGCGGCCUUUGUUGUGUAUUUUCGAUAGGAACUUUGAACUCUCUGUUGGGAUACAGCAUGACUUCAGAUACAGGCCUCUUGUUCAUGAUGUUUUGGGUCUAAAGCUCAACAGAUUGAAAUUGCCAGGGGAAAAGAAGGAAGCGUUUGUAGACAGUUCAGAUCCGUUCUGGUCAGCAAAUGGUUCUUUAGAGUUUCCUGAAGUCGCUUUGGAGAUUGAAACUCAGCUGAACAAGUAUAAGAAAGACGUGGAAGAGGUUAAUAGGAGAACCGGAGGUGGUGCGAGGGGUAUUGCAGAGUUUGAUGGGACUGAUUUGAUUGGGAACACUAAGCAUCUGAUGAAUGCUGUGAACUCACUUCCUGUGUUGACUGAGAGGAAGCAGGUGAUUGACAAGCACACUAACAUCGCCACUGCGCUCCUAGGAGAGAUGGUAAUAGCUAUUACCAUUAGAGUUUCGAAGUCAGGAUCUAAUGGUAAUAGCUAUGUGAAGGGGCCUUUCAAAGAAGCCAUUGUUUUCAUGAUUGGUGGAGGUAACUACAUAGAGUAUAGCAGUUUGCAGGAGCUCUGGCACCGACAGGAGAUGGCUAAGAACAUUAUAUACGGAGCCACAGAGAUCCUUACUGGAACUGAGCUUGUUGAGCAGCUCGCGGUGUUGGGACAGAAGAUGGGACUGAGAUAGAGAAGAUAAAAAGGAUUUUAAGGUUGAAUAUUAGUCCAGGCAGGCGCAUUGAUUGGUUAGUCUGGUGUUGUUGGGUGGCAGUUGCAACUUUUGUUUUUACUAUUUUAUUGUACUCGUUUUUA
This is a messenger RNA of Camelina sativa (false flax), 1612 nucleotides long. The record is from RefSeq and is a predicted model, not a curated record. Lineage: Eukaryota; Viridiplantae; Streptophyta; Magnoliopsida; Brassicales; Brassicaceae.